AUGAAGGCCUGCACCAUCGCCUCCCUCUUGGCGCUAUGUGCCACCAACGCAGUUGCCAGUGAAGCUUCAGCCGCCAAACGCAACGCAGAACCUUUCAUGGUCCUCGCAAACCCAGACGGAACUCUCGAUGAGAAGAGUACGGCCGCUCUCCUCGACUGGGAGCUCCGCAAUCAAGGAGGCGCCACGCUGGGACGCCGAGACCCAUUCAUGGUCCUCGCAAACCCAGAUGGAACUCUCGAUGAGAAGAGUACGGCCGCUCUCCUCGACUGGGAGCUCCGAAACCAAGGAGGCGCCACUCUGGGACGCCGAGACCCAUUCAUGGUCCUCGCAAACCCAGAUGGAACUCUCGAUGAGAAGAGUACAGCCGCUCUCCUUGACUGGGAGCUCCGAAACCAAGGAGGCGCCACGCUGGGACGACGGGACCCAUUUAUGGUGGCUGCGAACGAAGAUGGAACCCUCGAUGACGAGAGUAUCGCCGCUCUCCUCGACUGGGAGCUCCGAAACCAAGGAAAAGCACAGCUGACAACCCGGGAUGCUUUCACGGUCGCGGCAAACCCAGAUGGAACCCUCGAUGACGAGAGUAUCGCCGCUCUCCUCGACUGGGAGCUCCGAAACCAAGGAAAGGCACAGCUGACAACCCGGGAUGCUUUCAUGGUCGCGGCAAACCCAGAUGGAUCUCUCACUCCUGAAAGCGAGGCGGCACUGAGAGAUUGGGAAAGUCGAUUUGGUCAGAAGAAGCGCGCAAUGGAGUUUUCUGCUUGA
Sphaerulina musiva SO2202 is the source of this 762-nucleotide messenger RNA. RefSeq lists its product as uncharacterized. The record is from RefSeq and is a predicted model, not a curated record. The transcript has a single exon. NCBI's taxonomy places the organism in Eukaryota, Fungi, Ascomycota, Dothideomycetes, Mycosphaerellales, Mycosphaerellaceae. Bases 1 to 762 code for a protein of 253 amino acids.